GGGUGGUGUGAGUGCGAACGCGGAUUUAAGCUCUACGUAUGUGCGUGUGUUGCUUAUGCUUAUGACUUGUGUGUAGAUGUGUGACUUAUGUUUAUGCUCGCUGUUUGAACGCCGAUGUACAGCUCAUGCACGGCACUAUGGGGCUUUUAUUGCGGAGAAUGAGAGAACGGGAGAGGGAGAAAAAUUGAGUUUGUCAGGAGUCUGGGUAAAACUGCAUGCAGUAAAGCGAAGUGUGUGGUGCCGCCGCAGGCUAAAGUGUCGUCGCAGCCGCAACUUUGAUACUAGUGUUGAUCGAGUGGUGUGAGUAUGUGUACAAUUUUUCGAUCAGAGCAAAGAACGGGCAGGAAAAAUAAGUACUGCCAACUUUUAAAUUUAUAAUUUGCAAUUUGGAGAUCUGUGCUCCUGUGUAGUUCUAUAUUCGGUGGGACAUAUGUUUCCAAUGUUGUUUGUUUGUCAUGUUGGCCCUCAAAUGGAGUGCUGCGGAAAGGAUAAGUGUUAAAUUGGCAAAGUUUUCGUUUUUCUGAUUGCGGAUUCCUGCCACUUCAGUGGAAUCUUGUGCCUAGCAGUGCGUCUCAAAAUGGCAACCCGUGAAAAGAAGCCCAGAUCGGUGAAUUCAGACUCUCCCACCCCGUCCCUCGGCGGCGGCAGCGAUUCAGCACCUUCGACACCAACAAGUAAAGGUAAAGCUAGUCGCGCAUCCUUGAGCAGGCAGAGAUCGAAACAACUGGUGAACGCAAACGAGGACUCUAUUCAAUCAACAGAUGAUAUUACUGAUAUGACAACCGCCGACACAGCAAAUUCGAGUGCUGGCAGAUCGAGCAGCAGUAGUAGUAGCAGAACUACACGAGCUACGAAGGACGAGCCUGUGGAACAAACUAGCGGUUCGAAAGAAAAGGAAGAACCUAAAGACUCAAAGGAUACGAAAGCGCCCGCAGGUAAGGGUGCAACAAAAAAGAAGAAGCCAGUACGUGCUAGCGAAAGUCAGGUUAAGACCACUGUCACAGCACUCAAGAAAACUACACUAAUCAAAAGAAAAACUAGGCCAAUUGUAGGCAAACCAGUACUGGGUAAAAAGGUCAUCGCACGUAAACAAAUCAAUGCCAAAGGCAAAAAGGAAGUGACCGUGACCGUGAAAGAAGAUGAAGGUAAAAAUACUAGUCUGCGCAAUGGCAAACCGCGCGCUACAGACAGUCCAUCAUCUAAACGAAAAUCGGUCACUCCAAAGGAUAAAUCUCCAAAAGAUUCUUCUGCAGAAACUGUCACUGUGGUGAAAAUGGAACGUCGUCGGUCAGAUUCCGUUUCAAAAUGCUCAGAUAUAACCGAUACCAGCAUGCUUGAUACGUCGUCCUGUAAGGAAGAGGACGACAAGAAAGACGACACCAGUCUGUCAGAGCUCAAGCGCGAACUUUUGGAGGAAAACGAAACAAAGACUAAAAUUCUUGACAAAAUGGCAGAGGCGUUUAAUGAGCGAAAGACACCCGUGCCAAUAUGUAAGGAUGAAAAAACUGUGCGUCGCAGCGCUCGACAGAGAAAAGGUACCGGCCGUGAUAAGGAAGAUUUUGUAACACCCAAAAUAAAGGCGCCAGUUGAAAUUAAAGUCGAACCAAUGGAUACCGAUGAACCAACGGCCGCUCCGUUGAGCAUCGACACAGAAACGUCAUCAAAGGAGACGCCUAGUACCGAAUUGGAAAAGGACUCGUCGUUAAGUCCUGAGCUUAUUAGUGAAGGUGUUUCUGAAAUAAGCGUGAAAGAAUUCUACAGUGAACCUGCUUUCUUGGAAAAUAAUCUAGGAAUCGAAAAAGAUCCUAAAUUGGGUGAAAUUGUGCAAGUUCAAGAAAAAAUAAAAUUGGAUAAAGAAAGUGAAAGUGUAGUGACGGCCAAUGGCAGUACAUCGCUUAAAAGCGAUACUCAAUCGGUUGUGAUUAAAAAAGAAAAAAUUGAACCCGAAGAAAGCAAAGAGGAUAAUGCAGAUAGUGCUGUGUUGACUAGUGAACUCAUGGAAGUUGAUAAGCUGAAGGAAAUUAUCGGUAUCGUAGGAAGUAGUGAAAAGCAAAAUAAAGUACCGCCUGUGGUAGUGAUUCCAAGUUAUGGUAUCAACUCUGGUAACGAAUCGCCUCUUUCGGACGGUUCAAAUGAUAAAGAUUCGUUGUUUAAUACAAGUUGUAAAGUGGAUAGUAUACUAAGAAAAUUAGACUCUCGCUCUGAUUCCGAUGGGGAACGAUCAGGGAAACAAAAUACUCAAAAAUGUAAAUCUUCGGGUAAAGAGUCAAAACCGAAGGCUCGCAACUCAAAGGAUAAGGGAAAAGAAGACGAGAAGAUAAAGGAGGAAAAAUUGCGACAAGAGAAACUUCGCGUCGAAGAAAAAGUGCGUGAGGAGAAACUUCGUGCGGAACGCCUCAAACAUGAAAAACAAAAACAAACCGGAGACAAACAACCCAACGAUAGUACUGUAAAGCAAGAGCAAAAUGUUAACAGACUGUCCCCUGGAACAACUGAGCCAGUCGGUAAGCAAAAUAGUCCUAAGCAUGAGAGUGAUGUUGUUUCGGUUGUGGAAAAAGUAAUUCCGUCGACAACCGUUACAACCCUCAGCCUUACAUCAGCUGAUUCUCAUUUAGUACUUUCUGUUACCUCGUCGGAGUCAAUUGAUUUUGUCGAGCAACCUACAACUAAUGAUACGCCCAAGCUUGAACCAAUCGUAACUAAUACGAUAACUUUAGAAAAUCUUCCCGCCAUCACCCUUCUGAAAAAAGAAUCCAAUCAGACCAAGGAUGACAGCAAUGUCGAGCCUGUUCAACUGAAAGCUGAACUAGAAAUUCUCCCCCUUAAAGAAAUGGUGGUGGCUAAGGAAGAAAAACUCGUAGAAAAGGAUUACGAGACAUCGAUAUUCAUUGUUUCCAAGGGCGAAAAAUUGCUUGUACCUGCAAAGACAGCUGCUGCUGAGGAUAACAAAUUCUCUCCUAGUAUUAUCUCUGUACAGACUGAGCAGGAUUCUACUAAUACUGCUAUUUUCAAAGAAAUUUCGGCAGAAAAACCAGAGGUAAAAGCACCAGAAGCGGUUGAAAAUCGCGAAACUAUCAAAGAAGUUCCACAGAUGAACGUAUCAAAGACUGUUGAAGAAUGUUCGCUUAGCGUGGCUGAAGAGCUUCCAAUGGCUGAAUCCGUUAGAGAAGACGCAGAUUUUUCUUCGUUAGCCGAGGUCGAGGACGAGUCGGACGAUAUUGCUAAGCAAAAGGAGUCCCACUUCAAGCAUUUGGGAUUACUUACCCUUCAGGCUGCCAGCGCUGAAAAACAGCGGCGAAAGGAGCUUGGCCUUCAAAAGCCAUCUGGAGGCUCUGGAAGUGGUUACAGCUCAUCUUCCAGCAGCGGGGGAGGCAAAAGUAGCAGUAAACAAAGCCGAAAUUCUGAAUCCACCGGAACCCUAAAAACUGUGAUAAAACUUAAUCGAGGUGAAAAGCGCAAACCACGACUGCCGUUGAAAAUGACACUGCAGAAGGGGAAAGGUAAAGGCGCCGAAAAGGAUGCCAACGGCGGGAGCGGAAAUGGAGAGACAGCAUUCUACAUCAUUCACAAUGAGAGUGAUCAUCAAAAUCAAUCGAUGCCAGACGCGACAGGAGCGACGCAGCAAGUACGAAAAGCGCACAGCCGUUCCCACACCACCGAUGGUGUUACACUGACCGAAGUGGUCGCAGAAACUGUCGCCAAAGAGGUAGUGCAGAAGGCACUCGUCAUCCCGGAAAAAGCAUCUUCGUUUAACGUGCAUCCGGAGCGAUUGUGUCAGGAUCAAUGUUUCUAUUGUGGUGGCAAGUUCGGCCUGUACGAUACGCCAUGCCACAUUGCAGCAAUGAAGUCCACCGAAAGGCAGCAAAAGAUCUUAGAUAGCGAGGUGAAAAUCAAGAUCGAUAGCUGCCUAUGCGACGCCUGCUUUCGACACGUUGAUAGGAAAGCCAAUUGUCCUUCCUACAGGAAACGAACCGAGGCAAAAUCCCUUUCAUCGCUGGCGAAAAUGCAGAGCAACACUAGUGUGCCUACUGACGACAAGCAAGCGCAAGAUGAGAUUAUAUUGAACCAAACCCCCUUGUCGGCGGAAAAUGCGGAAUCAGAAAGCAAAGACGGACCGAGUCAGGUAUCAUCCAUCGAAGAUAUGGAGGUUAUGGAAGACAAAAUCCAUGGCAGCUGUUACGUGCAGAACUGUGGUGCAAAUGCUUCGCACACCAUACGCCGCAAAUGGUUGCUCAAGAUGAAGAAAACCAUCCUCAAAAUCAUGGAGAUCAAUUUGGAACAAAACAGCGCCACGUCGAACCUUAUUCCAAUCUGCGAUGACCACUAUAAGCUCAUAGACCACCUGAUGAUAUGCGCCAUGUGCAGACGUCGAUUGCCGAAGAACCACAUCUAUUACAUAGUCAAUGAAAUUCCGCAAUUAGAGCGCCUUAUCCAGGAGCAAGGAAUAGCAAUGAAGCUUGGCAAUUCGACGCUAGUCGUGUGCAAAUUAUGCAGAUACUAUGCUAAUUUGUUACUUAAGCCACCGGAUGCAAAAUCACAGAAGGCUCAGUUCAUCAAGAACUACAACCGAAGGUUGCUACAAUCGUAUGAGCGCGAAAACGAGCAAGAACAAUUAGCCGCCGACUCGGUCGUUGUUGAAGCGGUCCGAAUAGUCACCAACCCAGACAUUGUGAUUUCGGAUGGUGAGGACGAUUCAACGAGCUCUGUGAUGGUGGGUGAGUCCGUCUCAUUGCAGCGUCGCAGACCGCACUCACGUAAGUCUACCGAACUUUCUGUUGCGGAUGCAAGCUGUACUCAAGUGGGUGAACUUGAAGAAGUUACAAUAACGCCGGCACCAAAGCUUGUUACGUCUGGUGCCAAUGCUAGCAGUAAUAGUUCUAUCGUGCUCGAUUCGACCGAUGUUUCCAUUGAACAACAGUCAGCGUCGGCGGAAAAACGCCGCAAAGAUGAUGCGCUUGAUAUGACAAAGGCCCUUAAAGCCAAUCCGAACAUUUCAAUGCGUGAAUUGUUCCCUGGCGAGGAGGAGCUUGGUAUUCACAUCAAUAUUCCGUUUAGCACAGCUUCGACACGAACGCCAGAAGGAUGGGCCAAGGUUACAACCACUUUGCAAUAUGACGAUGCAACUCGUGCCCUGUGGGAAGACUUGCAAAAACCGUAUGGAAAUCAGUCUAGCUUUUUGCGGCAUUUGGUGCUAUUGGAGAAAUAUUUUCGAAAUGGCGAUUUAAUAUUGUCACCACAGGCUAAGAAUAAUGCUGCAUCAUACUCAGAGGCGGUCCAAAAUCGGCUUCGAUCAUUCGACAAUAUAUCUACCCCGUCUUCACUAACGAUUGUCGAGAAGAAUACCAUUCUUCAGCAGCUAAGCAAUGCACCAAUUACUAUAAUUCCCACUGCCAAGUCUAGAAACAAACCCUCAACAGAACCGGUUAGCUUGCUAAAGUCCAAUAAUCCGCACCUAGUGGGAGCAACAAACGAGCCCGCAACUACAAUAAAGCGAAAACUUUCCACUGAUGCCACAUUGAAAACUGCCUCUGGUAAACAGGAAAAUGCGGCUCCGGGAGGCAAAGUGAUGAAAUUGGACGAAACCAUAGUUGUACCAGCGGCAAAAUCCGUGGGUAUGGUACCUCCAGAGCUUAUUAGUAUCAAUGCAAAGCAAAACGUUACGAUUACGUCGAUUCCUUCGACCAAAUCGCAAUCUUCGGCACUUCAGCCACCUCAGCAGCAGCAAUCUUUGCUACAACCGCAGCAGUCACUUUUACAAUCCCAAACGACGAACAAAAAAUCCCCGGGAACUAGUGGCCGUGAGAUUAUCAAGUUGCCUGAUCAGCUGACAGAAGCAGAACGACGUGAAACUUCUAAACCCUGGCGACCAACGUUAAUACCGAUAACACCUGGUAGUUCCGAAACCAUAAAAGCGGGCCCUCUCUAUCAAACCGCUGAUGGACGCCGCCUGCCUAAGUUGGUGCAAGUUAUGUCCGGUGGAAAACCUUAUCACAUUUCCAUCAACGAUUAUAACCGUAUGUGUAUUUUGCGUCGAGAGAAACUUCUCCAGCAACAGCAACAACUGCUCCAGCAACAAAUUCAUCAGCAUCAGAAACGACUACAGCAACAGUCACCUCCCACCCUCAUAAGAGCUCCUACCCCAAAACAAGCAGAAAACAACACUGCUUCCAAGAUGGUUCAAAUUCCUAAUCAGAUCCUCGAACAAAAUUCUCUCAUACCAAUCAAUAACACCGGGAACAAUAGCAACGCCUCAGCAAAGUCGAACGGUCCUAGCAGUGAACUACAGCAGCUGAUACGCAUGCGUAAACCGAAUAGUAGUGGCAAUCUAGUGUCGACUGCAACGAGUGCUGCUGCUGCAACAGCAUUCUUCAAGAAUACCCUGUCAAUGAAUGCCGCCAGCAAAGCCCUAUCGCUACCAAACAGCACCAGUGUGUUCUCGAUGCCCGCCCAGAGCCAAUCGCAGCAACAGCAGCAGCAACAUCCGCCAAACGCAUCCUCCCCAACAACUCCAUCACAACUGGAUCAGCUCAUAAAGAGUAACAACCAACUCCUGAGUAGCUUCGUCAACCAGUCGCAGUUCAGCGCGCUGGUGGCAGCGGCGGCAGCGGCCGCUUCUGGCAAUCCGUUGCUGACGGGAGCUGGCACGAGUGGUGGAUCUAUUCUCAUGGACAACUCGGCCGCUCAGUUGCUAUCCAAAAUACCAAAAUCCCUAACUGUGAUACCACAACAAAAACAAAGAUCCUUGUCACGUGUCUCCUCGAACGAGGACCAAAGCAGUGCCUAAGCGAAUGAAAUCGAUAAUACAAGCAAAACUGAACUGCACACUAAUCGUUAAUGGAACGUAGAACAGAAAAAAAGUUUGUCCGCGAAACAAAAACAACAAUGAGAUGAAGAAAAGGAUGUUGAUCAAUUUUUUUAGGAUUUAGAUUUUUUUCCUUCCAAGCUUCUCAAAAAUAUCGCAACACUUACACCUAGCAAGCAAAUAGAAUAUGCUAAGCCCCACAUACACAGACACUCGAGAACUAACAAUUAAUUGCUCUAGUCACUUUGGCUUGUCUUUAAACUAUUUUACAAGUUUUCGUUCAUAAUCGGUUUCUUUACUGUUAAUGGAUGAAAUCAGAGGCAAACGCGCAGGAAAACAUUCCAACACGAGUGAGCACUGAACGACAACGACAGCAACAUGCCUGAUUUGCCGAAUGUAAUACGCAAAACGGACAUUUUUAACACCAACUCUGUUGCUACAUUUGCUUUGUCAAACUGAGUUUGAAACAGACAAAACAUCAGCACAUGCAGCAAAAAAAACGAAGCCAGUGAAGCAACUAUUGUCGCACUUUCACGAAACAAAUAACAGGCCCAUGAAUGAACCGAAAAACAACUAUCAACUAGAAGAUCAGUAAAGGUUACUUUGCGUUGUUCUUCUUAUCAUAGGUUUUGAUUUGCCACAGGCGUAAACAUUUAAGUUUUAGUAUACAAUUGCACUAUAAUUAUUCAUUGCAACUAUAAUUAUUCAGAUAACAGAUAACUUAUUAGUAAAGCUAAAUUGGAUCUUACGUAAUCGUUAUUGUACUACAUACGCCCCUAUUGAAUACCAUUAUACACUGAAACCAUGAAAAUAUCACCGAGCUGAACUUGGUACACUAUUUUGCAGAUAAUUUUACAAUAGCGUAGGUUUUCCUCCCAUCAUUUUCACGAGACAUAUGUUAUAUGAACAGCCUUUGUUUAGAUUUGGGCUUUGGCCGAAACGGAUCAGAUAACAACACUCUGGCGGUAAAUUAUUAUACAUUUAAUAGGUAUACACUUUAUUCAUUUUGCUUUGAUCAACGCUGCAAGAAAGUUUUCGGCAAGCACCCUCUUAGUGUGGUAAGAUGAAAAUAUAACAAUGGAACUAGCAGUAAUACACCUUUAUCUAGGUACAUAUGUUAUUUAUAAGUAAUGGUUUACAAUAAGAACAAGAAGACAGAACUACAAACGAAAACAAGGAGUUAAAACAAAAAAAAAACUAUGAAAGAGCAAAACAUAUGAGAUAGUUGACUAUUAUUUAAUGAAUUUUAGGAAUCAAGAAAAUUAAGGACCUGUAUUUUAUCACACCUAUCAAUUGAUGAUGAAACACAAAAAUACAUAAAUAGACUUACAACGUCGAAUUAAAAACAAAAAUGUAUAAAUUUGAAAUAAAAUUAAAGGUAUUCCAUAA
This is a messenger RNA of Wyeomyia smithii (pitcher-plant mosquito), 8191 nucleotides long. RefSeq lists its product as uncharacterized. The transcript has 7 exons. The coding region runs from base 578 to 6784 and encodes 2068 amino acids. The record is from RefSeq and is a predicted model, not a curated record. Lineage: Eukaryota; Metazoa; Arthropoda; Insecta; Diptera; Culicidae.